AUGACGUUCACGACAACGCAAAUCAACGCUACUGGAGGGUCGGUCAUUUCUGGCCUAACGAUAAUAGCAGCAUUAUAUCUACUCAUAUCACUAGUGAAGCAGGGUAGAGGGAAGUUGAGGGUAAGAUUAUUGUUAGGAAUGGUAGUCAGCGAUCUCAUUCUUGGUAUGGUCGCUUUGCCACCUGAAAUUCUGUACUUGACGGGGCAUCCGGAGAAGACAGGAACCCGAGGCUGCGACGCCCUAGCCUUUCUUCUGACGAGUGUCCUUUUCAGCCAACAUCUUUGGACAUUGUGUAUUGCUUUCGCCACCUAUCUCCUCCUAACACAUCCUUUAUCAAAUAUAACAAGCGCAUUUGAAAGAUAUUCGUGGGCUGUUGCCCCAAUAAUAUGGUCAAUAUCGAUCAUACAUUCUGCCAUAUGGCACAACACAGUCGGAUGGGUCAAUAACGGUAGUCUGUGCUACUACGGUACGAAGGGGUCUGGUCUCGAUCGAGACUUAAUCCAGUUCAUCCCCCGUGCUAUCGUUUUCGUGGUAAUCAUUGUAUUAUACUCUCGAUUAUUCCGAUUCUUAAGAAGACCGGAUACUAUCCAGCUAUCUACUCAAUUCAUGGCUGGUACAACACCUGACAGAAUUUCGGAAGGAGAAGGUGCGAAUAUUCCGGGUCCAAAAAUACUUCGACCAAUAUUCAAACUCGGAAGAGCCUCUUCCGGACAUAUGGGACACAAAGAACCUAUAAAUCCUGAUGCACCAUGGGAAGCUUUGGAAUUCGUGACUGUAGGAGGAAAUGGUAGAUUCACUAGCAGUACACCAUUACAUACGGAUACGAUAGAUUUUACACCAACUGUACCUACAGGUAUUCUAUUGGCCUCAAGACCUCCAUCACCUGAGCUGAUAUCGCCAAGACACGAGAUAAGAGACCCAUUGUCGGAUUCAAAUCAGAAUCGACACCCUUCAACAUCAUCUGAAGCUUCCGGACCUAGCUCAAAGCAAACAUUUGGUACGGAUACCUACUCGGUCGUUACACCAGAAUUAACAUAUCAAAUCGAACCACCGGCAUCUGUCGAUUCGACAACAAAAUUGGUAACACCCGAUACAGUGUUACCUGCACCCAUGAUCCAAAGACAACAUGUCUUGUCGCCUGUCUUAUCACAAGGCUCAAAGGCAGAUUUCGACAGUGAAGAAUCCUUGAAUGACAGAUUAGGUGUCUACAGCGAUUUAGAGAUGGCAAGAGAUCAGACUUCUUCUGCCGAAGACAGAAGACCAAGUGGACAAACGUUAAAAGAGUUUUUCCAGGAAUACCAAGUCACGGGUACGGGUGGAGAAGAACCACCUGAAGGUAGAGCUAUCGGCUCAGGUUCAGGCUUCAAAGGAGUACAACCACAGAUCUCAGCGUCUGCAUAUUUCAACAGACAAGCCAGUUUAUUGAUGCUUUAUUUCCCCCUUGCCUAUAUGCUGGUAUUUUCGGUUUCACUGGUCAGAUUAGUCUAUGAUAUGGUUCACGGGCAACCAUCAUCAGUAUUGAGUAUAAUGUCAAGCUGGUUAGUUUUGUCGGUCGGUUUGAUAGAUGGUGCAGUAUAUGGAAUAGCAGAAUUAAUAGUAAAAGCCAAAGUACGGCGGAAGAUGCCCGAGCAUAUGUACUCAUAA
This is a messenger RNA of Kwoniella shivajii, 1644 nucleotides long. RefSeq lists its product as uncharacterized. The coding region runs from base 1 to 1644 and encodes 547 amino acids. Gene Ontology annotation, cellular component: plasma membrane. The record is from RefSeq and is a predicted model, not a curated record. Gene Ontology annotation, biological process: adenylate cyclase-activating G protein-coupled receptor signaling pathway. The transcript has 7 exons. Gene Ontology annotation, molecular function: G protein-coupled receptor activity. Lineage: Eukaryota; Fungi; Basidiomycota; Tremellomycetes; Tremellales; Cryptococcaceae.